Trametes versicolor FP-101664 SS1 is the source of this 6561-nucleotide messenger RNA. RefSeq lists its product as uncharacterized. The coding region runs from base 1 to 6561 and encodes 2186 amino acids. Gene Ontology annotation, molecular function: ATP-dependent chromatin remodeler activity; ATP binding; methyltransferase activity. The record is from RefSeq and is a predicted model, not a curated record. Lineage: Eukaryota; Fungi; Basidiomycota; Agaricomycetes; Polyporales; Polyporaceae. The transcript is spliced from 10 exons.
AUGGCCCCAGCCUCCAAGGCAUCCCGAGCGAAGGGCCAGAAGCCCAUAACAUCCUUCUUCGCGAAACCCAAGAAAUCUGGAGAAUCCAGCAAGACUAACCAGUCUGACCCUGAAGAUGACAAACCCGAAGACGACCCGGUAGAGGACCCAGAGGACGACGACGAGGGCGAGGGAGAGGGCGAGGCGACCAAGGGCGUGAAUGUGGAGAACUCGGACUUGCCCCCCAUCUUCAAGAUACCUGCCAUCUUCUCCGACCUCGUGUCGCGUAUCCCUCAGAUCAAAGACGUUGCAGCACAUCUGAAGGGGCGUAAGCUACGUAUCGCGACUAUGUGUUCGGGGACUGAGUCUCCGCUACUCGCCUUGAACCUCAUACAACGCUGCGUCAUGGAGCGUUAUGAAGUAACCCUCGAUUACGAACAUGUAUUCUCUUGUGAGAUCGAGCCCUUCAAACAAGCUUACAUCGAGCGAAACUUCAAGCCUGCUCUUCUGUUUCGCGACGUCUGUGAACUUGGGGACGAUGAAGCUACUACGGCCUACGGAGCGCUCGCGCGGGUCCCAGGAGACGUCGAUCUACUCGUGGCCGGUACAUCUUGCGUCGACUAUUCCAACCUAAACAAUGAAAAGCAAGGCAUCGACGCAAACGGGGAGUCUGGGCGAACCUUCCGCGGUAUGAUGUCGUGGGUCAAGAAGCACCGUCCGCCGAUCGUUAUCCUCGAGAACGUCUGCGGUGCCCCAUGGGAUCGUGUGGCGGAGUACUUCGGCAACAACCACUACAGUGCGGCGCAUCUUCGGGUAGACACGAAGACAUUCUACAUCCCGCAUACUCGCACACGAGUGUACCUCAUCGCUGUCGACCAGAAACGCUCAGGUCUGCCCGACGCGUGGAAGAACCUGAUCCAGAAGCUCCGGCGCCCCGCCUCGUCGACGCUGGACGCGUUCCUGCUGCCCACGGACGACCCGCGUAUCCACCAGGCGAGGCAGAAGCUGGCUUCCGAAGCUCACAAUGUCGGCGAAAGGCGUGGGCGAACUGACUGGGGUCGAUGCGAGAGUCGUCACCAGCGCGCGCGUCUCGAAGAGCUCCUCGGAACGAAGCGCCCCCUUACCAGUUGGGAAGAAGGUGGUUACUGCAAACUGCAAGACUUUGCAUGGAACGACUGGGGCGUUGGCCAAGUCGAACGCGUCUGGGACUUGAUGGACAUCAGUCUCCUGCGCGCAGCGAAGAAGGGGGUCGACCCUUCGUUUAAGACUCAGGUGUGGAACCUCUCCCAGAACGUCGAUCGUUCUACGGGAGCGAGCAAGCCGGGUAUUUGCCCGUGUCUAACUCCCUCCAUGAUCCCGUACAUCACGAACCGUGGAGGACCCAUGGUCGGCCUUGAGGCUUUGUCUAUGCAAGGCCUUCCGGUGGACGAGCUCCUCCUCACUCGCGAAACGGAAGACCAGCUGGCCGAUCUGGCCGGCAAUGCGAUGUCGACGACCGUCGUCGGCGCGUGCAUGCUUGCUGCCCUCGUAAUUGGCAGGAAGCUAUUGAAGGACGGGUCGGACGCGCGGACGUAUGAGCAACGUCACGAUGGCGAGAUGGCAGACGGCGAGGCGAAGUCCACCAAGGUCGAGGAAGAGAUGGAGGUCGACCAGCCUGCCGUGGACAUCGAGGGCCGCAUCACGGGCGAGGACCAGCUGUCGCAGCAGCCCCUCGACCUAGCAGCGUCUACUUCGCAGCUGACGUUGCAGGCAAUUCUGGAACAGGCGCAGCGCAGCGCCCGUCUGUGCAGCUGUGAAGGGCGCAAGGACAUGACAGAGCGCACGCUCAACCGAUGCGUUGACUGCGACUCCACGUCGUGCGUCAAGUGUGGCGGCCGUCCGGAGCACAACCUGCAGCCCAUCGACCUCAAGGCGCAUCCGCGUCUGUCGCCAUCCACGUUCGAGAAGGACCUGAAGGCCGUCCUACCGAUGUCGCUGACGGUCUCAAACGUUACCAAAGCGCUUCUUGACAAGCUUGCUGGCGGGGUCGACAUCGACACCUCUAGCGGCCGCUGGACGGGCUGGCGCGCUGCGGUCUUGCGCGCGGCCGAGAAGGAGAUGCGUUUCGUCGAGCCCAAACGGCAGGAGGUCUGGUCCGUGGUGUACCAGUCGCCCACUGCGAAGCUUGAGCUUUCGCUACACCCAAAGCAGCCCGAGUGGCGCCUGUUCGCAUUCCCGGAGGAGAGCGAGCCCGCGAACGCCGAAAUCCGCAAGGUGCUCGACCUGCCCGUGGGCCGCUUCGUCUGCAGCGACGGGCUCUUCUCCGGGCGGUGGGAGUUUGCGCUCCCCGCCACCGCGAAGGCGGAUAUCACGAUCGAGGGCAGCGUCGAGCUCGUCGCGGCAUGGGAGCAGAAGCUCGGCCUGCAGGGCGACGAGUUCCGGAACAAGAUGGUGCACGCGCAGUUGGAGGUGAGCGUGCCCGAGGCGCAGCGCGAGCUGUUCGACCGCGACAUCUCCGGCACGUACACGCUCAUCGACAAGUGCGGAACGGCGAACGCGGCGCUGCACAAGCGCGAGCAGACGGACGCGGACGAGGGUCUGCCUCCGAUCUUCCUGCUCCUCGACCCGACGCGGUGCGGGGAGCCUGCGGCGGACUCGUUCGUGUUCUCCACGAGCACGCGGCGAUACGAGUAUGGCGAGAGCCGGCCGCUCAUUGCGAUUCUCGACCCGAAGUGGAGACAGUCGGAUGUGGACGGGGCGCAGGACGUCAAGUGCGUCCUCCCGUGCCGUUGGGUGGAGUCGUCGACCGUAAAGCUCACUCCCGCCUCGGGACAUGAUGCUGUGUUCUCGACUCCUUCCGAGGAGGUCACUAUCGAUGUGUCUCAAGACGCAUGUCAGAGCGCGACAGCGCUCCUCGUCUGCCGCGUCCCUCUGGGCGAGCAGGCCGGCCCGGAAUGGCCGCGCGGGGUAUGGGAAGAGGUCGACAAGGUGCACGAGCGUUCGACGUUCAAGUCCCUCGCCUGGCUAGUGGAGCGUAUCCGGAACAUCGACGGGCAGUUCAACGACUGGCAGACCGCGGACGCCGUCGACAACAACCACAUCCAGUGCCAGCGAUGCGCGCCCGUCUCGCCCGCCAUUCGCUGGGCGAAGGUCAAGAAGCGGAUCGCCGCGUUCGAAGACACGAUCCAGGCCGGAGAGUACGAGCGCAGCCUGAAGCGGCGUCCUGCCCCGUUCAUCACGCAGCUGAAGCUCGACGACGAGGGGCUCGGAAUUGUGCGCAUCGGUGUCAACAUGACCUCACUCAUGCACCGCGCACUGUCCCGGCUGCCUACCGCCGGUCGCACGGAGGCCGUAACGCUGUCGUGGCGGUUGAACACGGAUUUUACGCCCGCGGUCAAGAUCACGCUGCCCAAGUUCCGACUGUCGAGCAACAAGCGCGACGUCGAGCACGCGCAGCCGCCGAGCUUCAAGGUCCCGCUGCGUCCCGAGCAGCUGCGCUCGCUCACCUGGAUGCUCGCGCAGGAGAAGAAGGGCGCUCCCGCGUUCGUUGAGGAGGAGAUCUCAGAGGCGAUCCUCGAGCCACUCGGGUGGCGCGCAGAGGGCCGUGCACAGCGCCCACACCAUGUCCGCGGCGGCGUCCUCGCAGACGAGGUUGGGUACGGGAAGACGGCGAUCUCGCUCGGGCUGAUCGACUGCGCGGCGGAGGGCGUACGGAAAGAGUUCAAGGCGGUGAAGGGCAUGAAGGGCCAUAUCGCGACGAAGGCGACGUUGAUCAUCGUGCCGCCACAUCUGACGCGCCAGUGGGAGUCCGAAGUGCGCAAGUUCACGAAGAACACGUUCGAGGUCGUCGUGCUGCACACGGCGUCGAACCUCAACUCGCUCAAGGUCGAGGACGUGAUGGACGCAGACAUCGUCAUCGUCGCGUCGAACCUGUUCAAGAGUCAGGUGUACCAGGACAACUUGGAGGCGUUCGCGGGUGCGGGCGAGCUGCCCAUCCAGGACGGCCGGUUCUUCGACGCGCGGCUGGAGAUCACGCUCAAGGGGCUCCAGGAGCAGGUCGAGCGCCUCAGGGACGAGGGAGCGGAGGAGGUCAUGGAGCAGAUCAAGGAAGGCCGUAAGAUCGACGAGGCGGCCCAACUAUUGGUUCCUACCAAGCGUCUCAAGGGCAAAUCGUACCGUGACGCCGCGGACACCACUGUGAAGUCCGAGAACGUCAAAGAGGAGCCCGAGGAGGCCACCCUUCCCGCCAAGAAGAAGUCGACCGUGAGCCCGCGGACGGGCCUGAAAGUGGAGGUGGUCAUCCCUUCUCUACCAAGGAGUCGCGGCUCGCCCUCCGCCUCCAGUGCGCCUGCAAGCGACGAGGAUGAAGACAUCCGGACCAUGCGCCGCGCGGUCAAGCGGAAGGCGAUCGUCAUUUCUGACGACGACAGUAGCGAGGAGGAGGCCCCUAAGAAGAAGGGUAAGGGCAAGGGGAAAGCCCCGGCGAAGAAGAGACCCGCGAAGCGUUCGAAGGCGUCCGAGUCCUCUGAUUACGAGGAGUCUGCUGCCGAGGAAGAGGAGGAUGAAGAGGAGGACGACUUCAUUGCGAGCUCGGAUGACGAGAAGCCUAAGACGUCGAAGGCCAAGGGCAAGUCGAGGGCAGCACCGAAGAAAGCUGGGAAGGCUCGGUCCGCGCCCGCAACAUCCGAGUCUGAGGAUGCUAUGGAAGUCGACGAUGACGAGGACGUCAAGCCCUCUGGUAAGGGCAAGAAGCCCGCGAAGAAGCCCAAGGUCGAGAAACCCGUAAAGGAGAAGAAGCGACGAGAGGACUCGGACCCCUGGAAGCUCAAGUCGUCGGCCGUCAAGCGUGACUGGCGCAAGAUGCAGUCUCCGCCGUUGGAGAUGUUCUACUUCUCUCGCAAGAUCGUCGACGAGUACACCUACCUUGACGGCAAGGUGCUCUCAAUGGUCACCAAGAUGAAGGCCGACCGCCUCUGGGUUCUCUCUGGUACCCCGCCCAUUCAUGACUUCGGCGCGCUGAAGACGAUCUCCGCGUUCCUCAACAUCCACCUCGGCAUCGAUGAUGACAAUGAGGGUCAGUCGCUGCAGGUCAAGAAGCGGAAGAGGGAGCAGACAGCCGUCGAGAAGUUCCACUCGUUCCGCGAGGUGCACAGCCUGGAGUGGCACGCCCAUCGUCAUGAGCUUGGGCAGAAGUUCCUCGACCAGUUCGUGAGACAGAACAUCGCCGAGAUCGACGAGAUAUCGUGCGGCCAGGAGAUCCAAAGAGUCAAGCUCCCCGCUUCCGAGCGCGCGAUCUACUUGGAGCUCGAGCAUCAUUUGCGUGCUAUCGACAUGACCGUGAAGCGAGGCAGGAAGAGCGAGAGCGACCGUGAGAAGCGCCUCGCACAAGCUCUUGGUGACAGCGGCACCGCCGAGGAAGCAUUGCUAAAGCGGUGCUCGCAUUUCGAGCUCGAGACCGCCGACAAGGAGAACGCCAUCAAGGCAUGUGAGGUCAUCGUGAAGGAGCGCACUAAGCAGCUGCAGGACUGCAAGGCUGAGCUGCUGAAGAAGCUCAACGAUGCCGUCAAGAUGGAGAAGAAGAUCGGCAAGGUGCCUGACGAGUCGCUCUUCCGCGAGUAUGUGCGCGUCACCCGGACGGAAGGCGUUGGUGACAAGGAGGCCACCGAGGCCGUACAAGCCCUUCUAGACGAGACCAACAUCGCAGGGCCGCUUAAGCCCUUGACGAACAAGUUGAGCGGGAAGAGCAGCGGGAAGAAGGACGACUCCGACAUUCCGAAGGCAACGAAGGACCUUAUCUGGGACCACCGAGAACAGACUCACGAGAUUCGUCGCAUCACCAAGGAACUCGUCGGUCGUGUGCGGUCGCUCAGGUACUUCACCGUCGUCCGUGAUUUGCAGAGGCAGGCCGACUCGCCACCAGUCGUACACUGCCCCAGUUGUGACCGCAAGGACGUUCCUCUCGACGAGAUCGCCGUCCUAUCCUCUUGCGGACACAUGGGCUGCUACACCUGCGUCGUGGCCUGCGCGGAUAGGGAGGAGUGUGUCUACGCCGCCUCGGGGGCUUGUCGUGCCGCUGCGCGCGCCCUUAACAUCGUUAAGGCUGACACCCUCGGUGUCGACGACGAAGCACGCGACGGACGUGGCAAGCACUACGGCCUCAAGCUGGAGAAGAUCAUGGACCUAAUCAAGAAAACCAUCCCGAAGGACGAGCGAGUCCUGAUCUUCGUCCAGUUCCCCGACCUUACCGCGAAGGUGGCCGAGGCCCUGAACUCCUACCGCGUUCCCUUUCUCGAGAUCAAGGGCUCCGCUUCGCAGAAGAGCAAGAACCUGGAGAAGUUCCAGAACGACAGCGAGGAGCGUGUGCUCCUGCUGAAUGUCAUGGACGAGAGCGCGAGCGGAGCAAACCUCACAUCUGCCAACCACGCCAUCUUCAUCUCGCCGCUGCUCGCGCCAACGCAGGAGAUCUACGACGCGUGCGAGACCCAGGCGAUCGGUCGUCUGCGGCGAUACGGGCAGCUCAAGCAUGUCAACAUCUGGAGGUUCCUCAGUUUGGACACGAUCGACGUGGAGAUCUACCAGCAGCGGACGGGGCAGAAGGUGUAA